CAUCACUAGUGGCUGUACCCCAUCACUAUCACUUGUCAAACCGAAUCGGCAACGUCACUUUCUUCUUAUAAUAAAAUUCUAACCAUCAACAUUGUAAAUUGUAAAAGCAAGAAUAUACGCUGUAUUUAAACUUAUUUGGAGUCAGAUUAUUCAUCCUCACCAUCCUACAAGCAUCUACGAGGAACAUUGGUGACCACCGACGUGAUAAAUUCAACGCAGCUAUCGACGGGCAAACCAGCGACAUUGAGGUUACGCAACGUGCACACCUCGUGAGAACAUUGAAAAUCAGCAAGUUCUUGUUCUCCCUGAUACCGCAUCCCGCCAGCCGUUGGAUCACAAUUACAACCAACAUAACUACAAUCUUCAGUAACACAAUAUUUCAAGAAAACAACAAAUUUCAAGGACAAGUCGGUGAAAACUGCUACGUCAUUACGCCAACAAACGGACAACGGAGUCGAAUAUUCACCGGGAAUCGAUAAUUUCCCUCAAGCUGAAGCCAGCCAGUUCACCAGGAGGUAUAGUAAGCCACCCAGGAGCGCUGCAGCCAGAGCUAAACAGCAGGGAAGUGCCCUUCCUACCUAUUUAUUACUCCUUGCCCUGUCCAAUUCGUUUAUUCAGAGUUGUCAAUGCUUUGAUUGUUGCGUUAUUGUUGCCUAGCAUCUAUAUUUCACUUUUCUUGCAUCCCACUAGUUGCUAUAAUGCAAAAUAUCUUCAUUCUAAACAUAAAAACCUAAUCAUUCACAAACUAUAUCUUGCUACGUUUGCACAAAUAAGCUAGCUUGCUAAAUACAUAUUCAAAUUCAAAGCCAACUAACGAUUAUUACAAUAAUACAUAAUUACAUCUUGUUGCUAAGGCGCAUAUCAGGGAUAACCUACCUCUAAACCCAUUGCAAGUCCCAUACGCUAAGGCAAACAAAAUAAACAAUAACUAAGCAGCUAUCAUAUCCAUCUACUAACAAUAAACUUCACACUAAGUUGUUAUCAGUAAACUAUUUAUAAGUAAUCAAACCACAUUCAGUAUUCAGUCAAUAACGCUUUGCUUAUUCUCCGCAUUCCAGUUGUGUGGCCGCUGCCUCAGCUGAUACCAUAGUGUUGGCUCGCAGUGAGUGCCAUCCCGUCCACGCCAGCCAGCCCAGCGAGGUCAUUUAACCCACCAUACACCACACAACCGAACUGAGAGCAUCUAUUAUUAAGUUAAAGUAUUAUUUUAAUUAUUUCAUUGACUAAUUAUUGGUUUACUUUGGUACAACUAAACAGUAGGUACUCUUAACUUAUACCUGCACCAUGUCACAAGGGGAGACUGCACCUAAGUCUCCAUCAGAGAAUCUUAAGCUAAAUGUACCUCAGACUAGUUACUAUAACAGUCUGAAGGAUCUCAAUACUAAGCGUAGUUCUGUAAAGGGCAGAAUUACAAAAUACAAAAAUCUUUUAAAGAAAAUAACCGAAUCACAUGAUGUUUCGCCAACUGAUUUGUGCAUGCUAACCCAAAGGUUUGAUAAGUUUCAUGAGUUAUAUUCAACUUUUGAUGAAUUACAGUCUCAGAUAGAAUUAUUAAAUUCCUCUAAUUUAGAGAGUGAACUCGACACUCGUGAAGAGUUAGAGGCUGAGUUUUCAUUGCUUAUUGCACAAACUCGAGUAUAUUUAGAUAAGAACAAGUCUCAUAAAAAUGACUUUGAAUCUGCAUCUGAAAAUGGGUCUCACAAGUCUAGUUGCAGCCACUCAUGUGACAAUGGUGUUGGUGCAAGCUUCAAACUGCCUAUAAUAAAAAUAUCGAACUUUGAUGGUUCAUAUUUUAAGUGGUUGGAAUUUAGAGAUACUUUCACUUCUCUCAUCCACAACAACAACCAAAUUAAACCAAUACACAAGUUUCAUUACUUGAAUUCUUACCUGGAAGGGGAGGCUGCUCGUGUCUUAACCAAUCUAGAAGUAACGACUGAUAAUUACAAGGAAGCCUGGCGUCUCCUAUGUGAGAGAUACAACAACGAAAAACAAUUGAUAAAAAAUCACUUGAAUUCUUUAUGCAACAUUCAACCUGUCGCCCGAGACUCCGCAAAGGGUUUGAGGUUCAUAGUUGACCAUGUUUCCAAGAACCUACGGGCAUUGAGCUCUCUUGGUGAACCAACAACCUCCUGGGACACCCUCAUCAUUCAUUUGGUCUCAGCAAAGCUCGACAACAAUUCUACUUUUAACCACUGA
Plutella xylostella (diamondback moth) is the source of this 2196-nucleotide messenger RNA. NCBI's taxonomy places the organism in Eukaryota, Metazoa, Arthropoda, Insecta, Lepidoptera, Plutellidae. The record is from RefSeq and is a predicted model, not a curated record.